AUGCCAAUUGGCGUGCCGCGCGUGCCGUACCGCACGCCCAAGGAGGGCUCCUGGCAGUGGGUGGACAUCUGGAACUGCCUGUACCGCGAGCGCAUCAUCUUCCUGUCCAAGCCUGUGGACGAGGAGCUGGGCAACCAGCUGGUGGCCACCAUGCUGUACCUGGACAGCGAGAACAAGAAGGACAUGAACAUCUACAUCAACUGCUCUGGCGGCGAGGUGGUGCCCUGCCUGGCCAUCCACGACACCAUGCGCCACAUCAAGAGCGACGUGGGCACCGUGGGCUUUGGCGGCUGCAUGGGCAUGAGCGGGUUCCUGUUGGCGGUGGGCAAGAAGGGCAAGCGGUCCGCGCUGCAGAACACGCGCAUCAUGGUGCACCACCCCAGCGGCGCGGCACGCGGCCAGGCCUCCGACAUCAACCGCGAGGCUCGGGAGCUGCUGCGCAUCCGGGACUACAUGGAUAACAUUCUGGCGCAGGCCACGGGGCAGCCCUUUGACAAGGUGGCCCAGGACUUCUCCCGCAACUGCUACUUCGACACCUCGGAGGCCCAGGAGUACGGCCUGAUAGACAACAUCGUGCGGCCGCGGCGCAGCGCCAUGCUGGGCGUCUGA
This is a messenger RNA of Chlorella variabilis, 609 nucleotides long. RefSeq lists its product as hypothetical. Gene Ontology annotation, biological process: protein quality control for misfolded or incompletely synthesized proteins. Gene Ontology annotation, molecular function: ATP-dependent peptidase activity; ATPase binding; serine-type endopeptidase activity. Gene Ontology annotation, cellular component: endopeptidase Clp complex. Bases 1 to 609 code for a protein of 202 amino acids. The transcript has 6 exons. The record is from RefSeq and is a predicted model, not a curated record. NCBI's taxonomy places the organism in Eukaryota, Viridiplantae, Chlorophyta, Trebouxiophyceae, Chlorellales, Chlorellaceae.